UUUUACUGACGCGACUACGACCUUUGCCUACUCCAAAAGUGUGGUAAAUUAAAAAAUGUCUCCUUACUUUGGUACUGUUGUACCAAAGCCAAGGUCAACGUUCGUAAAGACAAACGUGUCUUAAUUUAAAAAAAUUGUCACGCACCAUGGAGUCAUUGUUUUCAAAAGAAAUUAAAGUUCAUCCAGUCAAUGAUGGGAUUCUAAACUUUUUAUAAUGACAGUUGGGAUAUUUUGAUUUAUUUAGUGUCUCGGAGACGAUGUCGGUGCGUGUGUGUGCGGUUUUAUGUGUUCUGUUACUUUUAUUUUUUUCAAUAAAAUGCAAAGACACAAGGAUCGAGGAAGGUUACCCUAGAGGAUUUAUGUCAGUAUGUCCAGGGUCUUCUAAGCCAGCCACCAUCCCACGCAGUCAGCUGAGGCACCUGCACUUCGUGGUGCAAGGCAAGGGCGGCAGCAGGCAGGCCUACACGUACUGGCAGGCGAAGGGCAUCGCCACCGACCCUAGGGUUGACUUUCGUAGGAAGACGAUAGUAGUGGCGCUAGGCUACUUGGACGGCACAAGUUUCCCUAUCUCCGCGAUGUUUGCAAACGCGUAUGAGGCAAUCGACUACAACGUCAUCCUAAUCGACAAUCAGAGAUUCGCCACCGUGCAUUAUUAUUUGGCAUCGCGCCUGAUGCGUCCCGUCGGCAAACACGUCGCGGAGGUUUUAGUCGAACUCACUCGGGCAGGCCUCGAUCCGUGCAAGACUGAACUCCUCGGCUUCAGCCUCGGGGGGCAGACCGUCAGCUACAUAGCAAGAAACUACCAACAGAUGACAGGACGAAAUAUAUCGAGAAUUACAGCAUUAGAACCAGCUGGGCCUUGCUUUAGGACUUUACCUAGUAAAGAACGCCUCGACGCAUCAAACGCAGAUUUCGUUCAAGUUAUACAUACAAACAUAGACGGUUACGGAAUGGCAACACGGAUGGGACAUGUGGAUUUUUACGUAAACGGAGGCGAAUACCAACCGACGGACUUAAAUUUCCUCCCCUGUAGUUCGACAUGCAGUCAUUUCCGAGUCUUAACCUAUUGGUUGUCCGCCAUGAAAAAUCCCAGACAAUUCCUAGCUAUAAAAUGUGACAGUAUCCAAGAAGCGAGAGACGCUAUGUGCUACAAUAAAGAUCCUUUACAGACCAACGUUAUGGGUAUACAUAUAAAUAUACAUAAUCAUGGAAUAUUUUACCUGUCUACAAGCAAAAGCUACCCGUACUAUCUUGGAAAGAAUGGUUUGAUUCCAGAAUAUGUAUUUUGGAAGCAAAUUAGUCAUGUGAAUGAUGGAAAUGAAACAGAAGUGUAUACGUGAUAGUUUAUGACAAAAAUUUUAUACAUUUUACCUCAUUAUGAUAGUUUAAUUAAAUGAUAGAUACAAAUGGAAGUAUAAAAUAUCUCGUCAAACUUCUAGCUUGCUCUUCUUGCUCGCAGCCUUGCGCCACGUGCUCUCGUGGCGCAAGGCUGAGAAGUAUACAAAACCAUAUCCCAUUGAGGUUAAUUAUUAUCAACGCAGUUCGGCAGGUUCUAACUUAAAAGUGGACUAGAAGCUUGGCG
This is a messenger RNA of Bicyclus anynana (squinting bush brown), 1582 nucleotides long. Its product is annotated as pancreatic lipase-related protein 2-like. Gene Ontology annotation, molecular function: lipase activity. Bases 258 to 1340 code for a protein of 360 amino acids. NCBI's taxonomy places the organism in Eukaryota, Metazoa, Arthropoda, Insecta, Lepidoptera, Nymphalidae. The transcript is spliced from 4 exons. The record is from RefSeq and is a predicted model, not a curated record.